AUGUCUUUGCUAAACGAAAUUGAUUGUAAUCAAUUCUUGGAAAUGCAAGAGCCCAGCAUCGACACCGAUAAGCUCAGCUAUGAAAUUUUCUCAAUCCUCGAAAGCAAAUUCCUCUUCGGCUACGACGAUCGGAAACUCUGGAUUCCCAAACAGAUUUCUCCCACCGUCGAACAACCAAAUUUAGAAGUCGUAUUUCAACAAACGGCGACCGAUAAUGGCGUUCAAGCUAUCAAGAACCAGAGAGGCAAAAUCUGCAUACUCAGCAUCGACGGUGGUGGAAUGCGAAACAUUCUACCAGGUAAAGUCCUAGCCUUCCUCGAACACGCGUUGAAGCGAAAAUCGGGAAAUCCUGAUGCCAGAAUCGCUGAUUAUUUCGACGUCGCCGCUGGUUCCGGGGUGGGAGGCAUUUUUACGGCGAUGCUAUUUGCCACCAAAAAUCACAACCGUCCAGUUUUCCAUGCGGAGGACACUUGGAAGCUGUUGGCAGAACAAGGAAAACGAUUCUACAAGUCAUCUAGUUCAAGUUCUGGCGGUAAAAGCUUUCUCCGGCGAAUUUUUCGAGGUGCAGGUGGUGGCGACGCCAGUUCAGCCACAGCCGGUUUAGAGAAAGUAAUGAAGGGGGUGUUUACAGAAAACGGCCGGAGUUUGACGUUGAAAGACACGUUGAAGCCGGUUUUGAUACCGUGCUAUGAUCUCUCUUCAACGGCGCCGUUUUUGUUCUCUCGAGCCGACGCUCUGGAAACGGACAGCUUCGACUUCAGGCUCUGGGAGGUUUGCCGAGCCACCUCAGCCGAUCCGGCUUUGUUCGAACCGGUUUUCAUGAAGUCCGUCGACGGUCAGACUCGUUGCGUGGCCGUCCACGGCGGCUUAGCCAUGAGCAACCCCACGGCAGCGGCUAUUACCCACGUGCUCCAUAACAAGCAGGAGUUUCCGUUCGUGCGUGGCGUGGAGGACCUUUUGGUACUUUCUCUUGGCUCCGGUCAGCUUCUGGAGUGUAGCUUCGACUACGAUCAAGUCAAAAGCUGGAAAGCCAAGGACUGGGCUAAGCCGCUGGGUCGUAUUUCGGCUGAUGGCUCGGCGGAUCUGGUAGACCACGCCGUGGCUAUGGCCUUUGGUCAUAGCCGUAGCAGUGAUUACGUCCGUAUCCAGCUAGGGAGAGGGGCGGGUGGUGUAUUGUUUGUUAAUGGGACCACUGCUUUUAGCAUUUUCAGCGUCGUGUACAGACAUGACAACGUAGCCAAUAGGAGCAACAAUGUCGGUGCCAACCGUGAACGUUUUGUUGGCACGGGACGGGGACGGGGACGGGGACACAUC
This is a messenger RNA of Ilex paraguariensis (yerba mate), 1314 nucleotides long. The record is from the annotation of a GenBank genome assembly. NCBI's taxonomy places the organism in Eukaryota, Viridiplantae, Streptophyta, Magnoliopsida, Aquifoliales, Aquifoliaceae.